This is a messenger RNA of Toxorhynchites rutilus septentrionalis, 2281 nucleotides long. RefSeq names its product solute carrier family 26 member 10-like. NCBI's taxonomy places the organism in Eukaryota, Metazoa, Arthropoda, Insecta, Diptera, Culicidae. The record is from RefSeq and is a predicted model, not a curated record. The transcript has 7 exons. Gene Ontology annotation, cellular component: membrane. Bases 192 to 2264 code for a protein of 690 amino acids. Gene Ontology annotation, biological process: transmembrane transport. Gene Ontology annotation, molecular function: oxalate transmembrane transporter activity; bicarbonate transmembrane transporter activity; chloride transmembrane transporter activity.
GUUCUGCUGUGUGCCGCUGAUGGUUGCAUCUAAAACUAAUUUUUGGCCUCCCACAAAAUCGCUUAUCUCUGGAGACACGUUCCAACCAUCUAAUUCUGCUGCUGCUGCUAUCCAAUUAAGCUGCACGAUAAGCAUCAGUCAGCGAAAGCAGCAGUUACAACCCGAACAGCAUUCAGGAUAGAUCGCGAAGCAUGAGCGGUGCAACGACCGAUGGAUUCACCAACUCUGGAUACUGUGGUGAUCUAAUGGGGCAAAGCAAGACUAACCUUAGCCCGGAACUACCAAAGCUAAGCGUAACACGACCACCCUAUCAACAGCAAGAAUUGAACCAGAACUUGAGCUACACAAACGCCGAGGAUGGGGUUUGUCGGGAGCUACUGGACAGUGCGAAACAAUGCAGUGCCAGCAAAUGUGCGCGAAGUGUGUUUCCAAUCGUGGGAUGGUUGUCGGAAUACUCCUGGAGUCGCGACCUCAUGUCGGACGUCAUUAGUGGAUGUACGGUUGCGGUGAUGCAUAUUCCCCAGGGAAUGGCAUACGCAAUGCUGGCACAUGUUCCUCCGAUCGUGGGAAUUUAUAUGGCGUUCUUUCCGGUGCUAGUGUAUUUUGUCCUGGGUACUUCAAGGCAUAACUCAAUGGGAACGUUUGCAGUCGUGACAAUCAUGGUGGGGAAAUCAGUCCUUAUGCAUGCCUCCCACGAAGGGGAGCCUUCAAAGACUGUAAUGACUGGGAAUGGGACGCUUGGUGGUGUCGCAGGUGAAACUUUCGUUGGUAGAAGUCCAAUUGAAGUCGCCACUGCAGUUUGCUUCACUGUUGGGAUAAUACAGUUGAUAAUGUAUGUCUGUCGGCUGGGUGUCAUUUCAUUUCUCCUCUCAGAGGCGCUCGUUUCCGGUUUCACCACAGGAGCCGCCAUCCACGUGCUGACGUCACAGAUAAAAGAUCUGCUCGGAUUAUCGCUGCCUCCCAUCAGCGGAAAUUUUAAGCUCAUCAAUACUUAUAUCGCAAUUCUCACCGAUCUUAGCAAUGUUAACCAUGCGGCGAUUAUGAUAUCGUUGGUCACAAUUGCGGUGCUAGUGGUAAACAACGAAUGGUUGAAGCCGAAGGCCGCCAAAAGAAGUUCCAUUCCGAUCCCGAUCGAGCUGAUUGCGGUUGUCAGCGGUACGCUCUUGUCAAGUUAUUUUGCGUUCGAGAAACAGUAUGCCAUCAAGACGAUCGGACAUAUUCCCACGGGAUUGCCAGCUCCUGCCCUGCCAGAUAUCGGUCUAUUCAAGUCCCUGCUGCUGGACAGUUUCACCAUCGCAAUGGUAGCAUACGCCGUGUCCGUUUCGAUGGGUCUAAUCUUCGCCCAGAAACAGAGCUACGAGAUCGACUUCAACCAGGAGCUCCUGGCGAUGGGAGCAAGCAACGUAUUCGGUUCGUUCUUCUCCUGCAUGCCCUUUUCGGCUUCACUUUCCCGUUCGAUGAUUCAGUUCACCGUUGGAGGGAAAACCCAGAUCGCCUCGGUCGUAUCCUGUUCCCUGCUGGCCGUGGUGCUCCUGUGGGUGGGUCCAUUCUUCGAGCCACUUCCGAGAUGUGUUCUGGGUGGGAUUAUUGUCGUUUCGCUGAAAGGACUGCUGGUGCAAGUGACACAUGUUGGACAGUUUUGGCGCCAGAGUGCGAUCGAUGCGAUCGUUUGGGUGGUGACGUUCCUGACUGUGGUUGUGGUGGCAAUCGACAUUGGGCUGCUGGUGGGGAUUCUACUGAGCGUUGGCUGUAUCUUCCUGCGCGGUAUGAAGCCCUACACUUGUUUGCUUGAGAAUGUUCCGAAUACGGAAUUGUAUCUCGACGUAAAUCACUACAAAGGGACAGUAGGUAUUCCGGGUAUCAAAAUCUUCCACUACUGCGGCAGCUUAAACUUUGCGACAAGAGCUUGCUUCAAAACGAGUUUGUGCCGAGCAUUAGAGGUCAACCUAACUGAGAUGAUGAAACAGUUGCACAGUGGCGAAUACAAAAAGCCAAACCUGUGCUGUUUAGUGAUAGAUUUUACAGCACUUACUUACAUCGAUCCAUCGGCGGUGUCUUCGCUCAGAUCGUUGUUGAACGAUUUCGAAAAGCUGUCAAUUCGGGUGCUGACGGCUGGAGUUUCCUGCCCGGUUUAUGAAACUAUGCUGAAAUGUAGAAUGAUUGAUGGCGAAGAGAAUUGUCAAUUGUUUCCAACGGUUCAUGAUGCGGUACACUGGGCCAAAGAAUGCGUUUCCCGAGACUUGGGUAGAGCUGGAACAGCUUGAUGUUCUCCUACAUAAUU